Messenger RNA from Harpia harpyja (harpy eagle), 2659 nucleotides. RefSeq names its product scavenger receptor cysteine rich family member with 4 domains (gene SSC4D). The coding region runs from base 635 to 2341 and encodes 568 amino acids. Lineage: Eukaryota; Metazoa; Chordata; Aves; Accipitriformes; Accipitridae. The transcript has 12 exons. The record is from RefSeq and is a predicted model, not a curated record. Gene Ontology annotation, cellular component: membrane.
AGGAGCUGAAAAGCCCAAAUCCUCUGAAAUAGCUUCUCCCUUCCCCGAGGCGUAGCCCAGACUCUGCCAGCACCCAAUUUAAGGAUGCGUCCCUGCCUGCCUUCCUGAAACCCGAGCCAUUCCCUCUUCGCCAUGUCUCCUUAGAGGUCUUCCCUCUCUUCCUCCCUCUCUCCUUCUUCUUCCUCUUCUUCUUCGCCCUCCUCCUCUCUCUCUUUCUCCUUUGCUUUCAGGAUGAUCUGCCCCAGGAUGGGAUGCAGGGCUGCCGUCCUGCGCUAGAGCUGUGACCCAGCUGACAGCAGCCACCUCCCGGCGCCAAAGGUGCAAAGAGAUGACGGGCUGGAGCUGUUCAGUUGAUGGAUGAGAUCCUUUUUCCUCGACUUUCUUUUCUUUUUUUAAAUUUACUAAACAAGAUCUCACCUAAAGAAGAAAAAUCCUGCUUUAUCCCCAUCACCUCUUUACUGGGAAUAUUCAUUUCAAUAAUUAUUUUUUAAUUUUUUUAACUAGUCAGCUUUUUACUUCAAAAGAGAAUAGUUGUCUCUGGGAUUCAAUAUACCCAUCUUUAUACUGGAAAGAAAAUACCAAACAGGGACAACCUCCUCUGGACACCCGUCUGCGGGAGGACUGCGGUGCAGCAAUGAGACUCGGUCCCUGUCCGGCCAGCUGGCACGGCACAGGGAGGCCAGACAUCAGGGUGCUGCCUCUCUCCCUGAUGCCAGCCGCGCUCUUCCUCCUCCUCGGCCCCACCGGCACCGCCUCCGAGCCCGCUCUGUCGCCAUUCCCAGAGAUACGGCUCGCCAAUGGGCCCAGCCGGUGCCAGGGGCGAGUGGAGAUCCUCUACAACGGCUCCUGGGGGACGGUCUGCGAUGACGACUGGGACAUUGUGGAUGCCAACGUGGUGUGUCGCCAGCUGGGCUGCGGUCACGCUGUCACCCUCCCGGCCGCCAUGACCUUCGGCCAAGGGAGCGGACCCAUCUUCCUGGACAACGUGGACUGCAAGGGCCAGGAGGCAGCCUUGAGCGAGUGCUGGAGCCACGGCUGGGGCAUCCACAACUGCUACCACUAUGAGGACGUGGCUGUCGUAUGCAACGAGCUCUCGCCCACGCAAGCCAGCGAAGGACCGACAAGCAGGACCCUCACAGCCUCGGUACAGGAUGGGGAAAGUGACGGCAGCAUCCGUCUGGUGAGCGGGACCGACACCUGCCAAGGCCGGGUGGAGAUCUUCUACCGCGGGAACUGGGGCACCGUCUGUGACGACGACUGGGGCCUGAGCGAUGCCAGCGUGGUGUGCAAGCAGGUGGGCUGCGGCCAAGCCCUGGAUUACAAGAGCAACGCCUAUUUCGGCUACGGCACGGGGCGCAUCCUCCUGGACAACGUCAACUGCGAUGGCAGCGAGCCCUUCCUCUCCGCCUGCUACAGCCUCGGCUGGGGCAUCCAUAACUGUGGCCACCAUGAGGACGCUGGGGUCAUCUGCACAGGGCUGGACACAUCCACCAUCACGUCCUUCGCCACCUCGGUGGCCCUGGACUACGAAGAGACGCUCACUGCCACGGCCACAGCAGUGACAGACGGCAGGGACCAGCCUUCCCAGGCCACCGAGGUGGUCACCACCGCCCUCUUUACCGUCGAGCAGGAAAGUGGCGGCGUGCGGCUGGCAAACGGGAACGGGAGCUGCCGCGGGCGGGUGGAGGUACGGCACCGCGGCACCUGGGGCACCGUCUGCGACGACGACUGGGACUUCCCCGACGCCCAGGUGGUGUGCCGGCAGCUGGGCUGCGGCGCUGCCCUCGCCGCCACCGUCCUCGGCUCCUUCGGCUACGGCAGCGGGCCCGUCCUGCUGGAUAACGUGGGCUGCGGCGGUGGCGAGGCUCGCCUGGCCGACUGCUUCCACCUGGGCUGGGGGCAACACAACUGCGGCCACCAUGAGGAUGCCGGGGUCAUUUGCCGAGGUGCUGACAAUGCUGGAGACCAUUACCAAGAAGCCACCGCUACAACCACCACAUCGGCCCCGACUCAUCCCAAGGAUGGGUCCCUGCGCCUGGUGAACGGCAGCCACCGGUGCGAGGGGCGCGUGGAGAUGUUCUACCUCUCCCAGUGGGGGACGGUGUGCGACGACGCCUGGGACCUGCGGGACGCCAAGGUGGUGUGCAGGCAGCUGGGCUGCGGGUACGCCGUGGCAGCCUGGGGGGAGGCACGCUACGGCCAGGGCACCGGCUACAUCUUCCUCGAUAACCUCAAGUGCAAGGGCCACGAGCCCUCGCUGCUGCGCUGCUCCCACAUCCGCUGGGACGUCCACAACUGCGACCACUCCGAGGAUGCCGGUGCUGUCUGCAGCAUCCUGUGACCGUCCGCCGGGACCCUCACGCAGCUCAGGUGGAAGGACCCAGCCUGCAGCACCAGCUGCCUUCGCCGUCAGCUGUUUCUGAUUUCUAAUGGGACACCAGCAAAAUGAUCUUCAUGUUUUCGUGGACGGGGUGCGAGGGUGAGGAAGGGCUCGUGCAGCGGCGCGGAGCAGGUCCCGGCUGCUCCCUCCACCGCACUCACUGCUCUAUUUGUGCAAUUCUUUUGUUAAUAAUAGAUUGUGCAUAUUCCUGGGUUGGGGUUUUUUUCCCAUUUUUUCUUAUACGUGUUUGGGUUUGUUUUGUGAAUAAAUAAAAGCCCU